AUGGUGUGGGUAGAGCUUCCUGCUGAUUUUGAGUUUGAGUGUGAUGAUGUUGGAGUGGGGUGUAUACUGGAUUGUUCCGUAAGGACCACCUGGACGACAAGAGGAGCAUCCGCAGACAGAACAUCUACAGGAGGUGCAGCCGUGGACAGGAGGACCAGCCGGAGGAGCACCCACAGACAGGAUCAUCUACAGGAGAUCGACUUCAUAUUAACGAGAACACGAAUACGGAUCACAAUCAGACUCAAGAGCCAUCCCCAAUGCAGGCCUGGACACAGACCACAGGCCAAUCAUCACAACGUUGACCACCAAGAAAGAAAGAAAACCAAAAAAACAUAAAAGACAGCAAGAGAGACUAAAUAUGCAUAAACUUGGAGAUGAUCAGGUGCAGGCUCAGAUCAGAAGCACGUUAAAUGAAAAACUAGGCUCUAUCAACUCUACAAUACUAACCGUAGAGGAAGCUUGGGAUACCUUCAAAACAACUCUCCUGG
This is a messenger RNA of Aplysia californica (California sea hare), 488 nucleotides long. RefSeq lists its product as uncharacterized. The transcript is spliced from 3 exons. Lineage: Eukaryota; Metazoa; Mollusca; Gastropoda; Aplysiida; Aplysiidae. Bases 1 to 336 code for a protein of 111 amino acids. The record is from RefSeq and is a predicted model, not a curated record.